Solea senegalensis (Senegalese sole) is the source of this 3262-nucleotide messenger RNA. RefSeq names its product voltage-dependent calcium channel gamma-1 subunit-like. Gene Ontology annotation, biological process: calcium ion transmembrane transport; regulation of calcium ion transmembrane transport via high voltage-gated calcium channel. Bases 366 to 1058 code for a protein of 230 amino acids. The transcript is spliced from 4 exons. Gene Ontology annotation, molecular function: voltage-gated calcium channel activity; calcium channel regulator activity. NCBI's taxonomy places the organism in Eukaryota, Metazoa, Chordata, Actinopteri, Pleuronectiformes, Soleidae. The record is from RefSeq and is a predicted model, not a curated record. Gene Ontology annotation, cellular component: L-type voltage-gated calcium channel complex; membrane.
UCCAAGCCCACCACAGCAGACAGUUGAUUUGGUCAUCAACUUUCCUGAUCUACUUCAACAGCUGAAAGUCUAAACUUGUAGCCACUCAGCUGUGCAGCAACUCAUAGUGAGUGGGGAAACCGGGACUUGAAAGUAGGACAGGAGCAGUCUGGCCCCCUUCCCUUCGAACCAGAGGCACAGACUCGUGACAAGUGAAGACACGGCACCAGUCUUAGGGAAAGGAGAGGAGAUUUUUCUGGGACGAUUGCUGCAGUCAUUGACAGACCCGUGUGUCCCCAUUGCAGAAAAUCCAUUUAUAAAGAGUUCUUUUCUUUUGAAAUUAAGGAGGAACAUUCACUGAACAGAAAUAAUCACCACCUGAAAACAUGCACAAGAGCACCAAGAUAAAGAUUGCCAUCUUUGUGCUGCUGGUGGGCAUGGCUUGCACAUUCACAGCCGUGGUAACGGACCACUGGGCAGUGUUGAGCCCACGGGUGGACAAAGUCAAUGAGACCUGCGAGGCAGCUCACUUUGGCCUGUGGCGACUGUGCAAGAAGCAGAUUUUCAUGGGCGUGGAUAACUUUGUGGAGGGACGAGGCUGCGGACCCAUGAGUCGGGCUGAAGCGGGAAACUGCACUUACUUCGGGCACUUCACUCCAGGGCAGGAGAGUGAGAUAUUUGAAUAUAAAACACAAAAAGAGUACAACAUCUCUGCUGCUGCCAUCUCCAUCUUCUGUCUGGGCUUUAUAAUACUGGGGUGUCUCUGUUUGGUGGGAUCGUGUACUGGCAAGGGCAAAGGAAGAGACUACCUCCUCAAACCAGCUGGCAUGUUCUUUGCAUUUGCAGGUCUGUGCAUGUUUGUCUCACUGGAGGUGAUGCGUCAGUCCGUCAAGCGAAUGAUUGAGAGUGAGGAUACAAUCUGGAUCGAAUACUACUACUCCUGGUCCUUUGCUUGUGCGUGCUCCGGCUUUGUCAUCCUCUUCCUCACUGGCAUUGCCCUCCUGCUCCUAUCCAUGCCCCAUAUGCCCAGGAAUCCAUGGGAGACUUGCAUGGAUGCUGAGCCGGAUCAAGUAGAGUGAUGGCCGCACAGACUUACUAACGCGGGAGCAGAGCGACUGUGCCUUUUUAUGGCCGGCAGGCAGACGACACGAUGACAGAGUCUGGCUCUGGUGAGGAUGGACAAUAACCAUGAUGGAAAAAUGUUACCUCCCAACACUUACACAACAACCUGAAUAUUGUCCUUUGGUUGGAGUUUUAAAUGUUUACUUUGUCCUGCAUACCCACACGGAGCGUCAUAUAGACAAUUCCAAUAUUCGCCACCUUCCUGCGUCUGAUUCACGGUGGAGAACCAGCGCUCAGAUGUGACUUGUGGCGUUAAUCACAUUGUAUCACAGACCUGGGCGAAAUGGUACUACACCUGAAACGGCCCUUUGUGUUGCUCCCCUUUGCUCCUUAUUCUUAACCACUUAUUUUUUAUCAUCUGAAAAAACCAAAGACGUUUGACUGAUUUCCGUGUUUUGUGUCCAUAGUUAACGUUAACCCAAGUUUAAUGGAAGUGCUGUUUUAUGUUUGAUAUGUACAUGAUUUCUUUGUGUGUGCCAUGGAGCCGUGGAGUCACCUAUCAGAAGGAAGACAGAAGAAAACAGGUCGAAUUGAAAAUCUCUUUUAGUUCAUUCAUUUAGUACCCAAAUAGAUAAAUAUCCAAUUAAAAUAGAACUUUGAGAGCAAAACAGUAGCACGGAGCAGGUGUGUGUGUAUGUGGCAGGCUGAAUGCUAAACACCCACAGUCACAGCACAGCACUGAUGGUGCUGGAAAAGGUUCAGUUCCAGUUCGUGCACAGAGGCGGCCUUUUACUUCAUGUUGACAGCUGUAAAAAAUCUGAUUACAAACAUUUCUCUGUUCAUUGUCACAGAUUGUUGUGUGUACAUAUUACUGUGUAUGAGUAUGGAUCAAAUGUACAAAAAAAGGACAAAGCUUAAAAACCCACAAGGUCAUCAUCUGUAAGCAACAAGCUGUGACCUCGAGACUCACCAACAAUCACAAAGUGCCAGCUCAGCCUUUAAACCAGGGGUGUCAAACUCACUUUAGUUCAGGGGUCUCAUACAACGCAAUUUGAUCUCAAGUGGGCCAGACCAGUAAAAUAAUGGCAUAAAAUAACCGAUAAACAACAAGAGUGCAAUUUACCAUUUACACAACGUACAGAACACAGUGGCUCUGCAAAGGCACAACACAUUUAGUCACAGGUAUCUGAAAAGUCACAUUAUGAGCAGAAUGUAAUCAUGAUGUGAAAUUUUAACAAAUUCACUGCCGCAUGUUUGACACCCCUGCUUUAAACAAACUUACGCCAAUUGAGAAAAAUGAAUAAAAUAAAGGAAAAGCAACAAAAAUAAACAUAUUAACCCAUUGUAAAAUGUACAGUAACCCUAACCCGGAUUUGAAUACUAACUGCCAUCAGUCAUUUUGUCGUUUUGACUUUCUUUUGCAUGUAACGGUCUACAGAAUGAAUGGCCAUGCUGGUAAGCUACAGCUUUAAAAAUGUGGACCAGUGCUGCAAGGCUAAGCUCAAAUCACUUAGGUCCAGCUGGGUUUGAGAAGCAGGACAACUUCGGCGAGGCCUCAGCUACAUUUUGUCCAAAGGUGGCGUGCGGCAUCACAACAAAGAAGAACACAACGCUAUGAAUUAAAAGAAAAACACUGCGUCAUUCUGGUUAUUUGAAAUACAUUCUGGUCAAAAUUGCAAGACAUUUAGGUAAACAAAUUACAGAAAAAAUCCCUGUACGAUGCUGCGGUUGUAUUUAACCGUCACUCAAUCGGACCAAAUGAUUUGACUUUGCCUUGCAUCACCCAUAAUAAGUGCUACUAUGUAUACAUACUGUAUAUACCAUGUAUACAUAUGCAUUAUACACCGUGUAUGUUAGUAAUUGACAGCAGUUGAUGUGUUUGACCCGCCUGUGUAAAGCUGUUGUGUUUAGAGAAUGAAUUGCACAGUUGUCGGUUGAGCAGCUGCAGUCAUCCAUGCUAAUUCAUUAUGAUUUAUUUAUAAACAUGUCUUUUUUCUCAACUGUGACUUUGGUGAUAUUUUGACUGAAAAACAAAAACAAACAUUUAUAGUAAAAGUAUAGUAUUGGCAAACGCUGACGUGAGCUUACUGUAUUCUUUGUUGCGAGUUUUUUUUGGCUUUUUUCGUUGCACUUAGCAUGAAAUCAAACAGAAAUCGAAGUUAGCGUAGAUUGUGUGUGUGAGAGUGUUUGUGAUGAACAUUAAAAGUUGAUUCAGAAAACA